AUGUCUAAAUCACCAUAUAUUCCUCCUGAAGUAAAAACAUAUAUUGAACAAUACAAAAUUGAAGAAAUCAUUAAAGAUGCAGUUAACACUAUACUUUCAUAAAAACCAACUGAUCCUUAUACAACAUUUUCAUAAUACUUUGGAAAAGUAACUUAAUAUUAUUGAUUCAGUUAUCAACUCCUGUUAUUGAAUUAGAUGAUAUUACAGGUUUAGAAAUAUUAAAUAAUGAAUUAAAGUCAAGUAUUCAAUUGAUUUUCACAGUCUAAUUCAAAAAUUAAAAAUUACAUUUUUAUUCUCCAUUAUACUUUUCCUAAUCUUAUCCAGAAUAAGAAAUAUUUUAGUAAAAUUAUAGUUAAUUUAAGUGAUGAUGAAUAAAAAAAUAUGAAAUAAGCAAUCUAAGAAAUAUAAAAGAUAUCUUAAUAAUUAAAAGGAAAAAAAUCAAAAGAUUAAAAAUAAGUUGAUGAAACACUAAUCAAAUAUCUUAAUGAACAUCCAGUAUAAUAUUAUAUAUAUAUAUUAUAGAAUCGAAUUAAUGUUGUUUAAUAAAUUUCAUUUAGUUUAAUUCCUUUACAUGCACACUUUAUGAAUUAAAGUUUAUCAAAAUUAUUAUGUCAAUAAUUUAAUACUUAAGAAACUAAAACACCUAAACUCUUUGUAAAUUUACUAUAAGGUAGUAAAGUAGUUAGUUCUAAAUGUAAAAUUUAUAAGUUUUUAUUAAUAUGUGAGGGAGAAGGAGCUUUAUAAAAAAUUUAAAAUGUUGUUAAUAAUGUCAAAAAAACUAUUAUUUCAGGUAAAAAAGGAGAAGCAGGCCUUUAGUUUUAUUAAGAUGGUACAUUUAUUUGUCCAGGUGAUACUAUACCAGAUAAUCUAAAAAUAAUUGAAUAAGCAAUAGAUGUUGCUUAAUUGAAAGAUUAAGUUCAACUUGGAUUAGUUUGGUUAGCAGAAUUAUUUUAUGUUCCUGAAGAAAAGAAAUAUGAUUUAGACAAUCCAAAAAAAUUAUUAGAUGCAGAUUAAUUAAUAGAUUAUUAUUUUAAAUUAUGCUAAGAAAAACCUAUUAUUGUUUAUUUAGAGGAUCCUAUUCAUCAUUCUGAUAUUGUGGGAUGGACCAAAAUAACUAAUAAAUUUAAAGAAUCUAAAGUCAAAUUAGGUAGUAGAAGAUUAUAUUCAAAUAUUGAUAAAGCAAAAAAACAUUGUGAAGCAUUAAGUCUAUAAACUAAUCCUGAAUUAACUGAAUAGUAAAUAAACCAGUUAAAUAAUGAAAGAAUACAUAUUGAUUAUAUAUAUAAGCCUCUCUAUGAAUACAAUACUUUUACAGAAUUAUAAAAUCAUCUCAGCUAUUUGAUUUCUAAAGUAAUAUAUUAUUCAAUAAUAUUAGAAAGCUUCCUUAUAAAUUAUUAUUGGUGAUUCACUUGUUGAUACAGAAGACUCUUAUUUCGUUGAUGUUGCUGUAAUCUUAUUUUUUAUUAUAAUAGUUUUCACUUCCAAAUUCUAAUAUCAAUAUUGGACCUCCAAUAAAAUAUGAAAAAAUAAUUAAAUACAAUAAAUUCUUAAAAUUAUCCCAUGGAUGUGAUUGA
Molecule: messenger RNA, 1574 nt
Organism: Paramecium sonneborni
Lineage: Eukaryota; Ciliophora; Oligohymenophorea; Peniculida; Parameciidae
Source: the annotation of a GenBank genome assembly